Dicentrarchus labrax (European seabass) is the source of this 4649-nucleotide messenger RNA. RefSeq names its product transmembrane anterior posterior transformation 1b (gene tapt1b). Lineage: Eukaryota; Metazoa; Chordata; Actinopteri; Moronidae. The record is from RefSeq and is a predicted model, not a curated record. The coding region runs from base 42 to 1757 and encodes 571 amino acids. The transcript is spliced from 14 exons. Gene Ontology annotation, biological process: positive regulation of cilium assembly; maintenance of protein localization in endoplasmic reticulum. Gene Ontology annotation, cellular component: endoplasmic reticulum membrane; ciliary basal body.
UUGUCAGUCUCCCAGGCAGCAGAUGAGACCGUUCGACGAAGAUGGCGGACUCGCAGUCGUCAGGUCCCGGAGAGGAGAAAGAGAAGGAGAAGGAGGACAGCGAGAGGGAUACAAAGGCGGCCAACACGGAGAAGAACAAGGAGACAGACGGACUCACGGAGACGUUGAGGAGCAACGAUAAAAAUGGCGGCAGUAAGGGCAAGAAACGCAACCUGUCAGACCUGUCUCUGGUCAGAUUUAUAACGACUGAGCUCACCAGAGGCUACUUCCUGGAACACAAUGAGGCCAAAUACACAGAGCGCAGAGAGAGGGUCUACACCUGCCUCCGCAUCCCCAAGGAGCUCGAGAAGUUGAUGACAUUCGGCUUCUUCCUCUGUCUGGAUGCCUUUCUCUACGUGUUCACCCUGCUGCCCCUCAGGGUGAUUCUGGCCCUUUUACGGCUCCUCACGUUGCCUUGCUGUGGCCUCAGUGGCUCCCGCCUGCUCCAGCCAGCCCAGGUGUGUGACGUGCUGAAAGGCUUCAUUAUGGUGCUGUGUUACUCUAUGAUGAGCUACGUGGAUUACGCCAUGAUGUACCACCUGAUCAGGGGACAGUCUGUCAUCAAACUAUACAUCAUAUACAACAUGUUAGAGGUGGCGGACCGCCUGUUCUCAUCAUUUGGCCAAGACAUCCUGGACGCUCUGUACUGGACCGCCACAGAACCAAAGGAGAAGAAGAGAGCACACAUAGGCGUGAUCCCUCACUUCCUCAUGGCUGUGCUCUACGUCUUUCUCCAUGCCAUCCUCAUCAUGGUUCAGGCCACCACUCUCAAUGUAGCCUUCAACUCCCACAACAAGUCCCUGCUCACCAUCAUGAUGUCAAACAACUUUGUGGAGAUCAAAGGAAGCGUGUUCAAGAAGUUUGAAAAGAACAACCUUUUCCAGAUGUCAAACAGUGACAUAAAAGAGAGGUUCACCAACUACAUCCUCCUGCUCAUCGUCUGUCUGAGAAACAUGGAGCAGUUCUCGUGGAACCCUGACCACUUGUGGGUGCUGUUUCCUGACGUAGUCAUGGUGAUAGCCUCAGAGGUCGCCGUGGACGUUGUCAAACACGCCUUCAUCACCAAAUUCAACGACAUCAGUGCUGAUGUAUACGGGGAAUACAGAGCCAGCCUUGCAUUUGACCUUGUCAGUAGUCGACAGAAAAAUGCUUACACAGACUACAGUGACUCAGUAUCCAGAAGAAUGGGCUUCAUCCCUCUGCCUUUAGCUCUGCUGUUGAUCAGAGUAGUGACCAGCUCAGUGAAGAUCCAGGGUUCACUCUCCUUUAUGUGUGUGCUGCUGUUUUACCUGGGGAUGAUCACUCUGAAGGUGCUCAACAGUAUCGUUCUGCUGGGGACGUCUUGUGUGUUCGUCAAAGAGGCCAAGAUGGAAGAAAAGCUCUUCGACCCUCCACCCUCCGUUGUCUCCAGCCGUGCAAACUCCAGAGCUCACCGCACCAAACUCGUUCAUCCUGUACCGCAGCAAGAACCCACAGCCGACAAAGGAGGAAUACCACUGGCAUCAGACAAUCCUCCACCUGCCAAUAUGGCAGAGACCUCUGUCCCCACAAUCCCUAAGAGUGACUCGGACACAUUCCUGACUACGCCAGACGAGGACGAUGACAAAAUCAUCAACGCUAACACGGGACUGGAAGGGGACGGACUCGAACACAGAACACCCAAGAAAGAUUUGCUGGAAAUAGACCGCUUCACCAUCUGUGGCAACCGAAUAGACUGAAUGCCAUAUAAAACCAGUCGGUGUGUCCUGGCAAAACAGCGAGGUUCAGGGAUCAGACACGGGUCAUGGAGCAUGCUCAGACCAGACAUAUUUUUGUGCACCUGACCCAAGGAGUAUUUAUUUAUUUAUUACUGAUAAAACCAGCCAAGGCAUAAAGCUGUUACUACAAGCAUCAGAGGCCGUUUCAGGUGUUUCCAUCUGGUCCAGUCGGUGACCCCGCGAAACCAGGUAGACUCUUGGAGGCUGGGUCUUGGUUGUCACGGCAACCUGCAGACAUGUUUGCCGAUGACCACGAUUGGGGAGGGGGGGUGGCGGGGAAAAACUGGCAUGCGCAGCUGAAGCGGAGCACGAAGAGAGGAACAUAUAUGCAUAUGUGAAAUUGUAGAACGUGGGUCGCUGUGUGAUCAUAGGAACAUGACAGCUGGACUGUGCGAGUAUGUGUUCAAAAGCACAAUCACAUGUACAGCGCUGAGUUGUUUUUAGUGAGAACAAAACUUGUCAAUUUUUGUACAUUUUUUUAAUUUCAAAAAGCCUGGAAAAAAAUUAUAAUAUUUGAAAUGAAAGUUUUUAUUAGGAAUCGCAGAUCUUUUUUCUAAAAUCGUCCGUAGUCAAUAGCCGCACACACACACACACACACACACACACACACACACACACACACACACACACACACACACACACACACACACACAACCCCAACACACAUUUAAAAGGUUCCUGUUUAAAUUGAGUUUAAGAGGCCAGAUAUCCAUAUCCGUUAGACGUGGCAGACACUAAGUGCACAGUCGACACCCUCAUUGCUUGGUCACAGCGGUGACUUUUACCUUUUUUCGAUGCAGAUAAAAGUUUGGAGGUUUUAGUAUCGUGCAAUUUGUGUUGAUAUUGUUACUUUGAAGCACUGAGAUAAGUCGGUGCCUGUUUGCAAAGGCACAAGUAUUUAUUUUGAAGUGGGCUCCAGGCCAGACAAGUUUGGAAGAUGUUUCAUUUUUAGGUGAUUUUCUUUCUUUUUUCGUUAUGCUUCAUGCGUACCGUCAUCAUUCAAAGCAUGUUAGCGUACAGAUAAUCACGUAAUCUGUUCCAGGUCUCAUUUAAAAUUCAACCUAACGUGUUUUUCAAAAUCUUCUUUGACAGCGAUAAAUAACCAAGAUUUACAUGUACAAUGUUAAAGGAUACCUGAAGGCUGAGGCACAGCUGUAAGGGUGAAUCACCUCUAAAUAAUAGUAGUAGAAGGGGACUAGAAGGUGUGUAUCGUGUUGUUGUAUGUUCAGUUCAUUCACUUUACGACGGGUUCACGCAUGCGCUACGAAUUCAGUUAAUUUUGCCAUAGAUACCGGUGUUACAGUUGAUCUCGGAUCUGCUCCAAAAUAUAAUGGGUUUCCUUUAUUGACCAAUGCUACACCCUUCCACCAAGUCUUACGAAUGUCGGGCCAGUCGGUUUUUUUUUACCCACAAUCCUGCUGACAGACAAACAGACGGCACAGAAAACAAUGAGGAUUGUGUCAGCACUGUGAUCACAUGAAAAGCAGGUGAACCCCAGAAAUGUUUCAUUAGCCAGAGAGCAGUGAACCAGGUUUGAUCCCUAAAGGUUUCCUGGCAUAGUUUGGUGUGUUUGGCUGCUGGCUUUGAUUGUUGCAAGAAGCUCUUUCCAAAUGCUUGUGUGUCUUUUCGAUGCUGUGCAGUUUCGACAAACUUAAGUGGAUCGUAUAACUACGGUCUGAAGUGCCAGGAGUCGUAUGUCCUGGGCAAAAGCUGGGUCCAACCUAGCCCCAAAGUUUUGCCUCUCAUGCCAAUAUUUCAUUACAUUCAAGCCAGAGUGCUAGACAUUCAUAUUUUUAACAGAGAAAAUACCUGGUGAUCUUUGAAAAACCCGGAAGGUCUUUUGACAAUUUGCCGCUCUAAAGAUGUUUCCAGACUCAUCAGAGCCUCUUCUAACAAUCUGAGUGACAUAUAUUCAGUUUACUGCGCAAUAAUAAAGAUUUUUAUUAGUUUCAAAAGCUGCAACUCUUAUUUUCUUAAUCCGAACAAAGUUGCUAGCCAUAAAAUGACAAACAUCCUUAAUUAAUUUGUAUUUCAUUAAACAAAAAUCAGGUUUUAUUAAUAGAUAUACAACAUUUGUCCUGCUGUUUAUUACAAGUUUUUAUAUACAAGUUUUUAUAUUUUUCUUAUGUCAUACAAACCAAGGAGAUAAUGAAUUUCCUGCUACCCAGAAAGGAUUAGUUGCAUCUUGGAAAGUAGCUCAAAUAGUCUUAGUGGCUUCGGAUCAAAAACACUUCCCGCGCACACACAGUCCGUCAGACUCUUACUUUUUAUUAACAACAUUUCGAUCCUCACAUUUCAGUUAACAGACCUUCUGGGUAAAUCAAAUAUCACCAGGUGUGUGUGUGUGUGUGUGUGUGUGUGUGUGUGUGUGUGUGUGUGUGUGUGUGUGUGUGUGUGUGUGUGUGUGUGUGUGUGUGUGUGUGUGUGUGUGUGUGUGUGUGUGUGUGUGUGUGUGUGUGUGUGUGUGUGUGUGUGUGUGUGUGUGUGUGUGUGUGUGUGUGUGUGUUUAGAGCUCAGCCGUAAUGCUAAUAAUACAUGAGAGGCACAAACAUGCUAAGUCCAAGUUAACCAGAGGAGGACGGUCGGUACAGUAAAAUAAAUACCUGCAGUCUUUUAAAGGAAGGAUUAAGAGUGUGGAUGCAUCUUGUGUGUGUGUGUGUGUGAGAGAGAGAGAGAGUGAAAGAGAGAGCGAGAGAGAUAAUUUGCAGUGCAUGAAUGGAUUUCACUACCAAAAGACAUACUAUAUGUAUGAAUUGGAUAUUUCGUUGUUUUUAUUUCUCAUGUACAAACCAUCUAUGUAAUACAACUCCUACAUGGUAGAAGGAGAAUAAAACAAGAUUUUUGUUUUUUAAA